ACAAUUUUCAGUUACGCAAUCAAAGACCUUUAUUAAUUCUUUCAUUCCCUCAAACAUUCAUUUUGUUCAUACAAUUGUCGUGUUUAUUUUCUUUAGUCAACCUUCUUAGAAACUCUAACAAAAACUAAAUACACUUCCUUCAAUAUAUUCUUUCACAUGCUGAAACAACAACCUGCUUAACAAUUCCUCACAUAAUGUAUCCAAAGGUGAAAGUUAGGGUUGUAGAGCAGGAUGAUGAAUUUAAUAGCCCCAGAAGUCCACUGCAGGGUUUUAAUUCUCUCUCCAUUCGAGAUUCUACUCCUCCUGUAAAAGGAGUUAAACAUUGCUCAUCAGUAUCAGUUGCUAAGGUACCAAGGUCAUACAUCCCAAGAUCAAUUACUCCACCCCCUUCUUUGCCAAAACCUGCAAAGAAGAGUGACACAGAAGAAGAUGACAUUAAACCUCAUAUCAGAGCUAGUUCAAUCCCAAGACCACGUGCUGUCAUUUCUAGCCCUGAUAAUGACCAAAUCUUGGGAAGUAAGUACCAAAAGAGGUCUCAGAGCAGACAAUUGGAAGGAAAGUGCACUCGAAUGAGCCAUACAUCAGCUUUGAAAAAUUACAACUUGCCUCAAAGACGGCAAACUGGAGGAAAGUGCACUCAAACGAGUACGACAUCAACUUUAAAAACCCACAACCAGGCACAGAACAGACAAUCAGAUGGAAGGUAUGGGGUAAUAAGUACCACAUCAACCUUAAAAGCUCACAACUUAGCUCAGACCAAACAAUCAGAAGGAAAGUGCACUCAAAUGAGUACACGCUCUAAGAAACCCUUAAAUAGAGGGGAGUAUAAGGAAAUGACUACUAUCAGUGAUAUGAAAGCAGAGGAAGGGUCAGCUAUACAAGUAAGGGUUCCAGUAGCAAACAUUACUAAAGCAAAACCUUGCUUUAUGAUAACAUAAUUAUCUAUGUUGUAUGAAGGUAGGUUUAUAUGGUAUUUGAGUUUAGCCCAUGAAACUGAGACAUUAAAGUCGGCUCAUGAGCAAGAAUGUUGUAUAUUGCUCUGUAACGACUUAUUAUGAUAUACUACUAGUUUACUACUAACACAACCAAUGAGGUCUUGACCAAGUGACAAAGACUGAGGGCUUGUGUACAAUGGUUAUAGAUUUGAAGCUUCACCCCA
Chenopodium quinoa (quinoa) is the source of this 1159-nucleotide messenger RNA. RefSeq lists its product as uncharacterized. The transcript has 5 exons. Bases 195 to 938 code for a protein of 247 amino acids. The record is from RefSeq and is a predicted model, not a curated record. Lineage: Eukaryota; Viridiplantae; Streptophyta; Magnoliopsida; Caryophyllales; Amaranthaceae.